Molecule: messenger RNA, 1997 nt
Organism: Seriola dumerili (greater amberjack)
Lineage: Eukaryota; Metazoa; Chordata; Actinopteri; Carangiformes; Carangidae
Gene: shtn3
Product: shootin-1-like
Source: RefSeq, a predicted model, not a curated record
AUGCUUCCCUGCUCAUCAGCGGCGCAGAUGGAGGGUUGCGCGGAGGAGAGGGACGCGCACAUGCAAACAGAGUGCAACAGACUGACGGAGGAGAGAGACGAGGCCGAGAGACAACUCAAGCACAUCAAGAGAGUGUCUCAGAUGGUGAUUGAGGAGGUGAGCGUUCUGCAGACUCAGCUGGAGAUCGAGAAGUCGUGCAGGGAAAAUGCAGAGGCCCUGGCCACAAAGCUCAACUGUGAGAACAGGAAGUUGAAGUACCUGAGCCUGUCGUCCCGGCCGUGUCUGGACGAGCUGCUUCCCAGCAUCUCCGACUGCAUCUCGCUGGAGGCCGACACGGACGCAGACGCAGACGCAGACGCCGCAGACGGCAGCGCAGACACCUUCACACAGUAUCAGCAGCAGGUUAAAGAGCUGAGGGAGACGGUGAACAGCUUGUUGGAGGAGAAGAAGAACUUUGUUUGUCAGGUGCAUGACCAGCAGAGGAGGAUAGAGGAGCUGACUAUUCAGUCAGAGAAAGAUCAGGCAGAGAUGAAGGAGCUUCGAGAAACUGUUGAGCAGCAAAACAAAACCAUCAAGAGAUUUAACAGAGUCUCCAUGAUGGCCGCUCAGGAGUACGAUGGGAUGAAGGAGCAGCUGGACCUGGAGCAGAGCCUGAGGGUCAAAGCCGAGACUUACGCACACGAGAUGCUGGUGAAGCAGAAGGAGGCCAACAGGCAGAGCAUGCUGCUGCUGCAGAGCACUGAGCCCAGCGUUCAGCUGCUGAAAGCUCUGGAGGACGUCGCUGCCGUCACCAAAACCCUGGAGGAGGAGCGUCUGCAGCAUCAGCAGAAGGUGCAGAGUCUGGAGGCCCAGCUGGAGCAGAGCUGUGUGAAGAAGCAGCUGGAGGCUCUGCAGAGGCAGCUGGAGCUGCUGGAGGUGGAGAAGAAGGAGUCGGAGGGACGACUGGAGCGGGCAGAGAAGAAGAACGAGGAGCUGGAGAGCAGAGUCCACGAGCUCCAGGAGACCCAGAAAAAGAUCACCAUGACGACCAGCACGGCACCCCCUCCCCCUGAACCUGGGGUGGCCCCGCCUCCCGCCCCUCCCCCGCAGCCCCCCCCUCCCCUCCUGCCUCCCCUCCAACCUCCUCCCCCACCUCCCCCGUCGAGAUGCAACCCCCUCAGCUCUCUGAUCGCCAUCAUGAGGAAAUCUUCAAAAGGCUCGAAAGCAGCUGUGAAGGCAGAGCAGCCUCCAGCUGCUGAGGGCGUGGACGACGUGAAGGUGAAGGCGGUGAAUGAGAUGAUGGAGAGGAUCAAACAUGGCGUCGUCCUGCGGCCCGUCAAGAGUCAGGACAGCAAGGUGAGGACGAGACAGAGACCGCCGCCUCCGAUAUGUGAGGAGAAACAACAGGAGAGCGCCAUGGACGAACUGAAAGGCAUCCUGGAGACGGUGAAGAGGAGUCCCAGCAGAGGCUCUCAGGAGUCCGGGCCGUCUCCGCCGGGGAAGAAGGACAGCGAGCUGGAGGUCAUCCUGAGACGCAGGCGCAACAAGGCGGGGGAGGCCGGCUCCGGAGAUGAGCGUGAGGGCCAGAUGAGCCACGUCUCGUCCUCCGACAGCCUGAAUGGGAGGCGCACCAGCAGCGACUCGGGCAAGGACCCAGAGGGACCGGGGGGGCUGCUGAGCACCCCCUCCGACCUCGCGGGGCCCAGGGCGGGCCAGGAGAGACGGGGGUCGGGCCCGGGACCUAUCGUGGCCAGGAGGAAGAGUUCGGACACAGGCCGGGAGUCCAGAGUGGGCUCCUGGCAGGAGAGGAGGUCCUGCAGCUCCCUGUCUGAGAGGGAGACGGCAGAGUCUCCGGUCAGCAACGGCUGCGUCAACAGCGUCGGCGAGGAUGAUCGAGAUGGGACGAAGAAGUGUGUCGAGUCCAACGGAGUCGACCACGGCGAACCCAGCGAGGACGCGCGCGCCGCCGUCUGCGCCGGGCCGGUCAACGGCAGCACUGACGCCGAGUGCUAGGCUGG